Molecule: messenger RNA, 756 nt
Organism: Zymoseptoria tritici IPO323
Lineage: Eukaryota; Fungi; Ascomycota; Dothideomycetes; Mycosphaerellales; Mycosphaerellaceae
Gene: MgEXG9
Product: putative glucan 1,3-beta-glucosidase
Exons: 4
Coding region: 1-756 (251 amino acids)
Biological process (GO): cell wall organization; carbohydrate metabolic process
Cellular component (GO): extracellular region; cell surface; fungal-type cell wall
Molecular function (GO): 1,3-beta-glucanosyltransferase activity; glucan endo-1,3-beta-D-glucosidase activity
Source: RefSeq, a predicted model, not a curated record
AUGAAGGUCUGGAUCGGAGUCUAUCUCGAUGGUAACCAAACUACGAACGACCGCCAAAUAUCCAAGAUGUACGACCUUCUCGACAAUUAUCCUCACGAUAGUUUUGCUGGCAUCAUCGUUGGCAACGAAGUGUUGUACGCAAAAUACCUCACCGCCACUGAGCUGGGUACUCAGCUCGAGUCUGUCAGGGACAAUCUCACAUCGAAGGGCAUCAGCUUGCCCGUCGCGACGGCGGAUCUCGGAGACAACUGGGAUGCGACGCUCGCGGCGCAGAGUGAUAUAGUCAUGGCCAAUAUCCAUCCGUUCUUUGCUGGAACAGUGGCGGAGGACUCAGCAAGCUGGGCCUACACGUUCUGGACCGGCAAAGACGUGCCCCUCAAGACCCAGAAGACGGGCUCGGUGGGAAGCAUCACCUAUCCUACUCAGAUCAUCGCCGAGAUUGGCUGGCCAUCGCAGGGCGGGAAUGACUGUGGAGACGCGACUUCGCCCACCUAUGGUUGCACGAGCGACACUGACGGAGCAGUGGCCAGCAUUGAUAACUUGAAUACGUUCAUGGACGGAUGGGUUUGCGGUGCGCUUGCGAAUGGCACGACGUUCUUCUGGUUCGAAGCCUUUGACGAGCCGUGGAAACAUCAGUUCGACAGUUCCAGUAACGGCUGGGAGCCGUUCUGGGGCAUCUUCGACAAAGAUCGCAACUUCAAGAAAGGAUUGACCAUUCCGGACUGCGGAGGCAAGACGGUGGACAGGCCAUAUUGA